AUGAGCGACCCGAAAGACGCACCAAAGGAGAAGGCGCCGAAGAAGCAAAAGACGUCCACGGCAUCGUCGGCUGCUGCGUCGGGGUCUGCGUUAGUCGAGGAGGAUGUGUAUGAUGUGCACGCGAUGGCAAAAGACAAGCAGGAACCUGAAGACGUCGCUGUCCUCAAGUGGAUCUUGUCGUCGAUGGGGGUCGACAAGUACGAGCCCCGCGUGAUCCCGCAGUUGCUCGAGUUUGUACAUCGGUACACGUCGGAAAUACUCGUGGAUGCGCAGGAGUACUCCACGUACGCCAACAAACCAGCCAUUGAUGCCGACGAUGUUCGUCUUGCGGCUGCGUCGCGACUUCACCACACAUACUCUCAACUACCAUCUCGCGAAUUGAUGAUGGAGCUUGCCGAGAAGCGGAAUGCGUUGCCCCUUCCACCCAUUUCGAGCGAAUACGGUGUCCGCCUUCCACCCGUGGAGCAUCAGCUCACGGCCGAAAACAUUCGACUGUAUCCAAAUCACUACGCAUCCCACUUGCAGCCACCCCCCACCGCGGUCCCGUUGCCAUCGCAUGGAGCGUACUCUGGGGUAACACUGCAUCCUCCUUCGUCAGCCAAGGGCACCCGCAACAUCAAGGUCUCGUCCUCCCCCAUCCGAAUCAAUCUGGCGACGUAGUCUCGUACCCAUUCGUCCUUGAUCUGGCAACUACCGUCAACUCGAAACGGGAUGAUGCAUUCGUCAGGCACGAUUACAGCUUUAUCGUUUACAUUUCGCCCGCGGUCGUUCGGGUCCAGUUGAGGCCUUGACCAGCCCGCUGGGCAACCGUCGUGUUGUCGGCGUCGAUAGACGAGCAAUGCGUGAUGGCAUACAUGAGCUUUUCUCG
Aphanomyces invadans is the source of this 868-nucleotide messenger RNA. RefSeq lists its product as hypothetical. The record is from RefSeq and is a predicted model, not a curated record. The transcript has 4 exons. Lineage: Eukaryota; Oomycota; Saprolegniomycetes; Saprolegniales; Verrucalvaceae. Gene Ontology annotation, molecular function: protein heterodimerization activity; transcription coactivator activity; RNA polymerase II general transcription initiation factor activity. Bases 1 to 660 code for a protein of 219 amino acids. Gene Ontology annotation, cellular component: transcription factor TFIID complex; SAGA complex. Gene Ontology annotation, biological process: RNA polymerase II preinitiation complex assembly; DNA-templated transcription initiation.